AAAAAAAAAAAAAAAAACUACACUUCCUCACACACUGCACGGCUCUUCUGCUGAGUGCUGCCACAUGAAAACCCAACAGUGCCCGGCCCACUUGCGACAUACUUUUCUCCUACAGAUUUUCUGAACCCUAAUCACUCCAAAACCGGAUAUGCUUCUUCUGCGGGGAGAAAAAGCAACGCGUCCGAGCAGAAUGCGGUGAGAGAGCCGCGGCGGCGGAGGCGCAGGAUUUACGGACUGAAGCGGAGGAACUGCUUCUGCUUUUUGUUUUUCAGGAAGCCAUACGGUUACCAUGAGCGGAAGGAAAGUUGAUGAAGACGAGAGAACAGAUGGUUGAGCUUUCAGUCCCCGCAUGUACUGAGCAGCUCCUUACAGCCACUUCCUAUCAGACUGGCUCCUGCUGAAGUGGAGGUGCCGCUUCUUCGGAGAUGCCGCGCCCCCAGGGCAUACUGCUCUGCCUGGGCAUGAUGCUGAUGACUGCUGGGGGGAUCAUUGCCCUGUGCGUGGGCAUGCCCUACCAGUCUGCCGCACUAUUUGUCGGACUGUUCCUGGGCCUGGGGGGCGUGGCCAUGCUGGUCAGUGGACUCUGCAUGGCAAUGAAGAAUCUCCAGGUGGCAGUGCCUGGACACCACCUCCUGCACCCACGCACAGGCACGCGCUUCAGCCCACAGCAGGCCCUGGCUAUACAAAGGAGGUUGGAUCGGAUUCGUCGAGAGAUGUCAGAGGACUCUGUCACCAGGGUGCCGGAGCCUGAACCCUCCCUCCCACCGACGCCUCCGCCCUGGACUAUGGAGCCGCCUCCAUCCUAUGACACGGUGAUGAAGAACCAGGAGCGCAGCGAGGCGGACAUCUAUGCUUUGUGUUAGUGCUUUUAUAUCUUCGGUUCUCAGCGGGGACUUUGAAUGAGCAGUGUUAUGAGGUGCAACGGAUGAACUCGCUGCAAGGGGCCUCUUCUGCACCUUGGGACAGCCACCCUGAACCCAAACACAUGGCAAGAAGCCGGAAGAGACUGCAGCUGGUUAAAUACUUAAUAUGUGUACAAACUGUGCCCCAGUGUCUACUAACCAUGUAUUGUGACUGAUUGGGAAAGGAAUUGAAAUGAUCACUCCCACUGCUCCGCUCUCUGAAUGAAGGGCCUUUCUUCAGACCAGCAUUAUGUGACUUUCACAACAAAGUUAAGGGUUUCAUGUCAAAAAUUAGGAUAUUUUGUUGGUCUGCUUGAAUGUUAUGUGACCUACUACCCUGUCUGCACAGCACUCUUCAUCAUAAGAACUUUUCUCUGAGCUCAGCUUUGUAUCUGCACUCUCUCCUGUCAUAGCUUUGCUCAAGGAUCAUUGACAGCUUAUUACAAUGCCAAGUGCCUUAACCAGUGGUGACAGAAUGUCAACAGUACAGCUUUGUAUGCUGUGCUUGCAGAAUGUCCAGUAUUAAUUCUAUGUUGUGAUGUUACUAUAAACCUGAGUUAAUGAA
Messenger RNA from Etheostoma cragini (Arkansas darter), 1467 nucleotides. RefSeq lists its product as uncharacterized. The coding region runs from base 426 to 863 and encodes 145 amino acids. NCBI's taxonomy places the organism in Eukaryota, Metazoa, Chordata, Actinopteri, Perciformes, Percidae. The record is from RefSeq and is a predicted model, not a curated record. The transcript is spliced from 3 exons.